Messenger RNA from Notechis scutatus (mainland tiger snake), 4043 nucleotides. The record is from RefSeq and is a predicted model, not a curated record. NCBI's taxonomy places the organism in Eukaryota, Metazoa, Chordata, Lepidosauria, Squamata, Elapidae.
UAUAGGCGCCCUUUGGCUAAUCUGGCUGAGGACUGUGGAUAUUUCCCUUUACAGGUGAUGUGAUGAUUGGAAGUGAAAGCAGGUGGUGUGAUCUUAGCAUGUCAACAUAAUGGCUUAUCAGGAAUUUAUUGUUUUGUACACACAUCAAAAGACUAAAAAAUCUAAAGUGUGGCAAGAUGGAAUUUUGAAGGCUGCAUUUGGAGGAAAUAAGGCAAAUUUGUUUGAUGAUAAAGGACAGCUCUUGGAUAGUAUUUUCAUAAAAUUUCAGAUAAAACCUGGUGAUGACUUUGAAUCUGAACGAUAUUUAAUCACUGUAGAAAGUGAAAAUGUUUCUAAAACUGAUUAUAAUCAGUCAAAGAACACAGAAAAGGGAAAAUUAAGAAGUAAUUCCUUGAAAUCCCUUGCUACCUCAUCUUUAUGCCAUCCAAAGCGAAAAUCUGUAUUUAAACAAAGUUUUGCUGAAGCAUAUUGUCCUGAAGAUGUGCAGAUACCUUGCCUACAUUCUGACUCACCAAAUUUGGUAGUUGAAUUUCACGGAUACCAGGUGAAAGGCUCAGCAGCUAGUAAGAUGAUGACAAGAAAAGGCUGUUUGUAUCACAGAAAAGAUCCACAAAGUGACAUGACCAAAUCUGAAAGUGCUUCAAAGGAUGCAUUUUUUUUCUUAGCGCAAGAACUGAACUGUCCUGGGGUGCCUGAAUUUGUUAAGCUGUUAUCAAAACAAUGGGUUUCUUCACAGACUACUGGCUGUCACUUUUUCCCAACUCCAAAUAGUAAAGAAACAAUAGAAGAGCAGGAAUUGCUGAUAUCCAAAACUUAUCCAGACUUGUAUAUGGAUAAUAAAAAACCCUUUUUCAGAAUGUAUCCAGAAAAUGAUAUGUCUAUCCUCUUACCUACUCUUGGAACACAAACUCCAGUUGUUCCUGGAUUUAUAGAUAAUCUGCUUUCUGAUUUCCAGCUUUAUUCCAGUGCAAACAUCUGCAAACAGAUUCAUCAUCAUUGUGGUUUUUCAGUGGUCAAUACAUAUGACAAAUCAGAAAUGUUAGAGCCUGAGGACAGGAUGUGUAAAUUUUUUGUGGGUGGAAAUUACAUAGGAGUAAGAGACAAGAUAGCCGUACAGAGUACACUGCCUAAUGUGUCUGAACAAAAGGAACAAAGCAAAUGGCAGAAAUACCACAACAUAACUGGUUGUGAUUUGAGAUCUCAAAAUUGCAACGAAGUGGCCAUGGCUUCUGAUAUCAAAGCUGAGAGUUAUUUAGGAAUGUCAUUAGAAUACAGAAGAGAGAAUCAGAGUAAUGUCAUCUAUAAAAGCCCUCUGGACUCUGAGCAUCUGGAGACCAUAAAAAGCAUGCUUUGUAAACAGCAGCAAAACUUUAUCACUCAAGAUUCUGUUUCAGAAAGAAAGAAACUUUCCCUGCACUUAAAUCAACACUUUUGCACUGAGGAAGUUCUAAGUGAGUUAGGUCACCUGAGUUUCCCCAAAAAAACCAGAGAUAGAAAGGACACUUCUGAACUGCAUUUCCCUAGGGUGGAUAUGGUAAAGAAUACUAAUGUACCUAAACGACAACAACGCAUCCCAGUCGAAUUUCAGUCUCCAGCACAUUAUAAGAAAGUUUUUACUAUUGCAUUGAUAGAACAUUUAAACAUAUUAUUAUUUGAACUAUCAAAAAACCUACAUAAAGCUCUUGGGAAAGUGGAUAUAUCUUUCUAUUCAUCGGUGAAAGAAGGGCAACGAGAGAAUUCUGCACCUCUCUGCAGCCACAAAAUAGCAGCAAAGCUUCUUAUGGUUAGAAAAGAAGGCCGAAAUAAGGGUCGUCUUUUCUAUGCUUGUGAUGCUGCUAAAGCAGAUCGAUGUGAUUUCUUUAAGUGGCUUGAAGAUGUAAAACCUGUACAGAUGGAGAGUAAACCUUGUAUUAUACUUCAUGAUAUAAAGAGUAUUGGAACUUACCUCAGAUGUCAAAGAAUUUCUAUCUAUGAAGAAUGCCAACUUCUAAUAAGGAAAAUGUUUGAUACUCAAAGAAAACUAUUUGGUAAGAUGAAGAGAUGUGAUAUUGCAAAGGCUAACUUUGACUGUGAUUCUAAGAGGAAAUUAUUUCUUAAACUGAACCGGAAGGAACAUUCCUCUACAUAUAGCAAAGAUGACCUUUGGGUUGUUUCCAAGACUUUGACCUUUGAACCACUGGACACUUUCAUUGCAUAUAGUGUUUUUUUUGGACCAUCCUCUAAUAAUGAAGUGGAGUUGGAGCAUCUCAAUGGUUAUAGCCCAUCAAAUUGGCGUUCAGAUAUGAUUGUUCAUGCAUUGUUUGUGUGUAAUGCUAGCACUGAACUCACAAAUUUGAGAAAUAUACAGGAAAAUGUCAGUUCAAUCACUUUGCCAAUCAUGCAACACCUACUUACAAAGAAAGAAUUAUUUCCAAAAACCAAAGAAAGAAAACAAAAGUUUAAACCACCAGGGAUAAGUACAAAUGCAAUAAAAUCUGAUGCAUUCAGCCCAGAAAUAGUUAUAAAUCUUGCUGAUAAGAUUAUUCAAGCUUUCCAGCUAAAUAAAGAUCAGGUCACAGCAAUGAUGCAGAUUGGUGCCAUGAUGACAUCUCAAGAAAUAAAUACAGAAACAGCGAAGCAUCCGACGUUUCCAAUAACAAUAAUACAUGGUGUAUUUGGAUCCGGAAAAAGCUUAUUGCUGGCUAUUGUUAUUUUAUUCCUGACACAAAUAUUUGAAAUCCAUGAAGCAGCUAAUGACAAACGGUCAGUGCCAUGGAAAAUAUUGGUUUCUUCUUCCACCAAUGUUGCUGUAGACAGAAUACUAUUGAGUCUACUAGACAUUGGAUUUGAAGACUUCAUUAGAGUGGGAAGCAUUAAAAAAAUUGCAAAGCCAAUACUUCCUUACAGCUUGCAUGCUGACUUGAGAUCUGAAAAUGAACAGCUGAAAGAAUUACUUGCCUUGAUGAAGGAGGAUUUGAGCCCAGUGGAAAAAAUGUAUGUGAAGAAGACCAUUGAACAACAUAAACUGGGCACCAAUAAAGCUUCCCUGAGAAAGGUGAAGGUAGUGGGAUCUACCUGUGCUGCCUGCUCAUUUCCAUGCUUGAAAAGUCUUAAGUUUCCUAUAGUGAUUCUAGAUGAGUGUAGUCAAAUGACAGAACCAUCUUCUCUGCUUCCUAUUGCAAGUUUUGAAUGUGAAAAGCUGAUUCUUGUUGGAGAUCCUAAGCAGCUGCCGCCUACCAUUCAAGGAUCUGAAAGUGCACAUGACAGUGGUUUGGAACAAACUCUCUUUGAUCGACUCUGUUUGAUGGGGUAUGCACCUAUAUUACUCAGAACACAGUAUCGUUGUCAUCCUGUUAUUGCUGCUAUAACCAAUGAGCUAUUUUAUGAAGGAAUUCUGUUGAAUGGAAUUUCUGAAAUAGAUCGAAGUCCUCUCUUGGAUUGGCUACCAACACUGUGUUUUUAUAAUGUUAAUGGAUCAGAACAAAUUGAAGCAGACAACAGUUUCUACAAUAUGGCAGAAUCGUUUUUCAUUGUCAAAUUAAUACAAUCUCUGGUUGCCAGCGGAAUAGAUGGAUCUAUGAUUGGCAUAAUAACUCUCUACAAAUCCCAAAUGAACAAGAUCCGUAAUUUGUUUGGUGCCGUACACAUGGAUGCUGCCCAAAUAAAGGCUGUCCAGGUGUCUACAGUAGAUGCUUUUCAGGGAGCAGAGAAAGAAAUAAUUGUUUUAUCUUGUGUAAGGACAAGACAAGUUGGCUUCAUAGAUUCAGAAAAGAGAGUGAAUGUGGCUCUGACUAGAGGAAAGAGACAUCUAUUGAUAGUAGGAAAUCUAAACUGUUUAAGAAAGAACAAAUUAUGGGGAAGCGUUAUUCAGCAUUGCACAGGGAGAAAAAAUGGAUUUCAACAUGCUAACCAAUGUGAACAACAACUGAAUGAUAUUGUUAAAUCUUAUUUCAAGAGAAAGAUGGAAGAAGAAGCCAUCAUGAAAAAGAAAAAAUCUAAAAAUGAAUCACUUUCUCAAAAAACAAACGCAUAAAUAUACUGAAUUAUAUCAACAAUUUCAUCUU